AGAUUUAACAUAAACGUAUAGUAACUACUGACUUUUAUCUAUGAUUAAAUUCUAUGUAAACACUAGGACUACAAAGAGGUUUGUUCCACACAAUUUCUUACCGAUUUUGAUCAAAUUUAGGAUUGCGAGGAUUGUUCUAAGUAAUACAGAAUUUAAUGAAUAUGAAAUUGAUUUUAACUUCAGAAAAUAACGCAAACAUAUUUUGCAAGGAAUACUGCCCAGAUUGCAAAAUUUCAAGACUCCAGUAAAAAUAGAAUUUAAGAUUAUAACAUUCGACCAGACACAACACUCUGCUACUGUUAAAUUGGUUUUAGCGGGAACUUAAAAUUCCCAAAAAAUCUUACGAAUCUUUUCAGUGUUCUAGAACUCUUUGUUCUAGUUUUGAAUAUUAAUUGCUGGAACAAACCUAAUGAAAUAAGUAUUAUCAUAUCGCUGUUCCGAUUUUUAUAAAAACUGAUUAUUCAUGCAAUUUUUUUUUACUCGUAAAUAAACAAUACCGAUCUUUUCUCUGAGAUACGCAAAGUUAGUUUUAAUGAGACCAACCGGAGUUGUGAUCUUUGGGAGUAAUGGAUAAAAAUGGCGGCUCACACAGCAUUUCCGAAAAUUUGGACGCACACGUGUAUAUUUUUUCUUUAUAAUCUUCGGUACAUUGUGAAAAGUGACGGCCAGUUGAAGAAAAUAUAUAUUUUUUACUAAACCAAAAUUUUUAUUAUUUAUUUUUAUCAAUUUGGCUUAUAAGAAACUGGCUAUUUGCGCUGCUCGCGCCCCCAGCGGUUGCUUUAGAAAGCUGAAAGGGGAUUAGGGGUUCGUAUCUAAAGAACAUUACGAUUCCUGUUUAACUCUCCCAGUAAGUUAAAAAAUGACUAAUGUCAUCCAAAUCACUCGGGAAUGUCACGUUCCAGAAAACUCUGCGACAUAUCCCUCAAGGAACGGUACGAAAAAGACGAACGUUAUAUAACAGUAUACGACACCUACACCCCCAACUACGCUAAAAAUAUAAUAACCGCAAAGUUUUACUCGAAAUAUGAAGGUCACGGCGUGGAUGAGUUCGACCCCGAAACGUAUAAAAACCUCAUCAGGGCCAAAGACUUGGGACCAAAAAGUAAACUCGAGUGGCCUGAAACUGUAAACCAAACAUAUGGCUGGUAUUCGGAACCCCUGGUAGAAGUGGAUCCCAAGUUUUAUCACCCGAAAAUCGGGACUGAAAUCACCAGACACGGUUUCAAAAAAGUGACGGAGGGCAGGAGUAAGAAAUAAAUAUUAGAC
This is a messenger RNA of Cylas formicarius (sweet potato weevil), 1266 nucleotides long. RefSeq lists its product as uncharacterized. Lineage: Eukaryota; Metazoa; Arthropoda; Insecta; Coleoptera; Brentidae. Gene Ontology annotation, cellular component: ciliary base. The record is from RefSeq and is a predicted model, not a curated record. The coding region runs from base 889 to 1257 and encodes 122 amino acids. The transcript is spliced from 3 exons.